This is a messenger RNA of Danio rerio (zebrafish), 916 nucleotides long. Lineage: Eukaryota; Metazoa; Chordata; Actinopteri; Cypriniformes; Danionidae. The record is from RefSeq and is a predicted model, not a curated record.
AAUAAAUAACAGAGUGGGUCUGUGAAUGAGAGAGUUAAUGAAUGAAUGAAUGAAUAAGAGAUGUAAAUAACAGAGAAACUGAAAAUGGACUUGACAUUAGUCAGACAGCAGUGUCCCGUUAUGUAUGUUGAAAAUAAAUAAGCGUGUGUUCUCUAGUGAAUUACAGAGGCUCGCUCGGCUUCGGACAGGAUAACGUCUUCUCCUUACCAGGACUCAUCGGCACUCAGGAUGUAAAAGACGUGCAGUUUGCGGUGGACAGUGUUUUGAAGCAAGGCGGCUUUGAUGAGCAGAAAGUGGCUGUGAUUGGAGGAUCUCACGGUGGAUUUCUGGCUUGUCAUCUGAUUGGACAAUAUCCCGGGUUUUACAAGGCGUGUGUGGCGCGAAAUCCAGUCAUCAAUCUGACAUCCAUGGUGGGGGGCACAGACAUCCCAGACUGGUGUACGGUGGAAGCUGGAUAUAAAUAUAAACCAGAUGUGUAUCUCGAACCUGCAGUUCUGGUGCAGAUGCUGAUCAAGUCACCAAUAAAACACGUUGCCAAGGUGAAGACUCCAGUGCUUCUGCUGCUGGGUGAAGAUGACAAGCGAGUCCCUAAUAAACAGGGCAUUGAAUAUUACAGAGCUCUGAAGAACCUGCAGGUCCCCGUAAGAGUGUUGUGGUACCCAGGCAAUAAUCACUCUCUGUUGAAAGUGGACGCAGAAUCAGACGGGUUUAUGAACGGCGCUCUCUGGAUCAUCCAGCAUCUUUCUCUGUGACAUCACUUCCUCUAAGCAGCGAAUAACCGUUUAAUAAUUGUUUUUAGUAAUUAACAACUGCAGAAGCAGAAACACUUGAAGAUUCUCAGAGGCUCAUGUGUUGUAAAUGGUGUAAUGCAGUUUGUUCAUCUACAUUAAAAGACAGCUGAAAUCAGAAGCGCAAA